Ostrea edulis (European flat oyster) is the source of this 2538-nucleotide messenger RNA. RefSeq lists its product as uncharacterized. Lineage: Eukaryota; Metazoa; Mollusca; Bivalvia; Ostreida; Ostreidae. The transcript is spliced from 11 exons. The record is from RefSeq and is a predicted model, not a curated record. The coding region runs from base 68 to 1561 and encodes 497 amino acids. Gene Ontology annotation, molecular function: signaling receptor binding.
UAUAAUUUAUGACAAAGAGGAAGUUUAUAACACAAAUUCGUUGGAUUUGAAGUGAAGAAAGUUGAAAAUGGCAGGCGAAGAAAAUUUAUACAGCCAACCAUGGAAAUCUGAUGAGUUUGACGGUAUGGAAGAAAGGAUGAACUCAGUUUUGAUCAUACAUACCCAUGAGUGUGAGCCCAUUGCUGCAUUCAUCCAAGAAAAUCUCAGAAAGUUUAACAAUGAAUUAAAACUCACAGUCAACAUAUGCGAUGUUAUUGAAAUAGAGAGCAGAAAUCUUGCCUUCCAAGUCAUACUCCUUCUGAUCUCACCAGAGAUGAUUUCAUAUCUAGACUCCACAGUAGAAUCCCCACAUCCGGCUUUACGUUUCGAUAGGAGCACAGUGUGCGCUCUCUUGGUUCAUGAAUCUGUAGACAUGGACAGUGUAAGCGUUAACUCGGUCAUAGAGACCAAGAUACCAGAGUUCAGUUCCUGGCAAACUCUCAGAAUGUCACAUACACGGACCACUAUGAUGAAAAUUUUGCAUUUACUUGAUGAGACAUCGGAACUGUCAUUCCCAAUGAGAUUGCAAUAUCGUCUGGAGCCAUCUCAAAUUGCCACCGACAGAAACAGAGUUUUCAUACUUUUCAAAACUGAAAAGGACAGGUCGUCUGCAGUGGUUGUUCACGCUGAAACCCGAAAGAUUGAUGCUAAAUACCACAAUCCGUACACAUUCUCCUUCUCACCUUAUGGAAUACAUGAUGGAAAAGUACAAAUCAACGUGUUCGUGGAUGGCAUAAACGAAGGGACCACCUACCUGAAUGUUGGCAAUAAGUUCGAGUUCUUGUACAACGAGAUGGACGAUAUCGUUUCUUCCACUGAGUUUCUGUGCCAGAUUUUGAAGCUCUCGGGUGAAGACAGAGAGAGUCUAGACAAGUACCUCGCAGAAAGAAUGGAUGAUGAUGAUGUGCCCAGUUCUAACGUUGAUGAUCGAUUUCUGAUCGGUCAAAAACGCAACGAGGAAUUGCCGACCAUAUUACAUUUUGGUGCAAAGUUUGGACUCUCACAAUUCUGCCACACUAUCAAAAGAAUGCAUGGAUUUGGUAGCGCCAUAACAAUACGUAACAAAGAAAACGAGACUCCGUGUCAGCUGGCUCAGAGAAUGGGGUACACCAAACUGUCAGAGGAUUUAGAUCCUUUGAUUCCAUCCCAGAAGGAGUCAGAAAAUCUCCAAAAUAGAAGAGUGAUAAAAAGGAUGGCUCCUCCACCUCCGCCAAAGCACACCAACCCGCUGAGUGUAAGCGCUGUAGAAAAUAGGCCACCGCGAGUCACUUUGAAAAAAAGUCUGUCGGACGCUGGAGAAAAACAAAAGAGAAGCGAGACGGGGAUCGGUAGAUAUUCUGGAUUGUCAGUUGACAGUGGAACUUCCGGUCAAAAAUUGUUUAAGAAUUCUGGAGGUUUGUCAGCAGACGCUUGGAGUCACACUAAUAUGGGAAAGAUCCAUUCGAAGACACUUGUGGUGGACGAGGAUAAAUUACUCUGCGGAGAUCCAUUUCCAUCCAUAGGACGGACACUUUUAAGAUGAACAAAAGAAGAAAUCUUUGUUACGUUUUACUAUGAUAUCACUAAUGCCGGGAUAGGGUUGACGACUUCUUUGAUCCUGACAAAGAAUCCGUUCUAUCAUUAUUGUUAAAAACACACUAGAAAAUUAACUAAGUUCUAUUUGAUAUGUUCUUCAUCCAUUACCUGUGCUAGGGUAGAUGUCAUACCUGUAAUUAUGUAUUCGUUUAUGUUUGAUAUAUACCAUAUCUGUAUGUCAUUGUUAUCUGUUGUUUAAUGCAAAGGGAAUUUCCCUGUCUGUUUCAAUAAUAUACUUGAUAACCACAUAUGUAUUCAUAUUUCUAUCCCACUAAAACUUUUGUAAAGACUAAAAAUUACAGUAUUGCAAAUUUGUAAUCGACACAUCUGUAAUUCAUAUAAUGAAAUAAAGUAAAUUGUGAAAAUAGAAUAAACCUGGAUGUUUAUAUACAUCUCCCUCGGAGAGAGAAAUGGGCAGAGAGAUGGGGGAGAGAGAUGGGAGAGGGGGAGAAAGAUGGGAGAGUAAGAGAGAGUGAAAUUUCAGUCUUCAUUGUGCAAGAGAUGUUGAUCUAAACAUUGUACUUGCAAUAACAUUUUCCCUAUUACAUCUUUCUUAUUGUUAAUUUAAAACUCGGAUUUCUUUCUAUCAAGUAGGAUUUUUAAAAUUCUGGGGGCAGUUGCACGAAGGUUAGUUAAGUUUAAUGACAGUUAACUUCAAGUUAACACCAUAUGAAUGUUCAAGUUAAUGGCAAGUUAACAGUCAGUUAAAGCAAAGUAACCUUCGUCCUGACCAUUGUUAACCAGAUUUGAAAUCUUGAGGUUUUCUAUACAAAUGCAACGGAAAUUAUUUGAUUGACUUUUAAUAAGAAAUAUUUGCAACAAUAAAAAAGAUGACUUCUUUUCGUUCUUAAAUCGUUAAAUGAAAUUGUAGAAAUAAAAAAAUGACUAUAACUAUCGAGUACAAAAUAAAAUGUAUUACAUAUA